AUUUGGGCGGCAAGCAAGCGAGACUUGUGUGUGGCGGAUCGAGCAGUUACGCAGGUCAGAAGAACGCCUCGCUGGUGGACAGCAAGCAGACUGCACACUCGCGCUCAGUACUGCACAAGUAGCCAUAUCACUGCCUCGAGCAAAAACGGAAGAGGGUUGCGGUAGACGCGCAAAAGCUGAGCACACACAAGAGAGAUCGCUUACUAGGCGCGCAGGAGGAAGAUGAGCGCCGCCGGAAAGCCGGAACCGCUGCGCCGCCGCCUCACCGCGCCCACCAUCGACCCCGACAUCGGCGCGAGCGAGCUCACGGAGCAUGAUGAUGAUGACGACGAGGCCGUCGCCACGCCGCCGAAGCAGACGAACUGGGCCGCCACAUUAAUAGCGGGCGGCAUCGCGGGCGGCGCGUCGCGGACGAGCGUCGCGCCGCUCGAGCGCAUCAAGAUCUUGUUCCAGGUCCAGGGUAUCAGUGCGGGUAGUAGGCCCGUGCUCCACACGUCGGUGGCGGAGUCCCUGCGGAGUCUGGUACAAAGAGAUGGUGUGAGAGGCCUCUGGAAGGGCAACGGCCUCAAUUGUGUAAGGGUCGUGCCGUCGAGCGCGAUUCAGUUCGGCGCCUACGCUCUGUACAAGCAACUGCUCUUCGGGGCGAAGGCGGGCCAGCAGAACCUGCCGACCUACCAACUCAUGGUCGCGGGCGGCCUGGCCGGCGCCACGUCGACGGUCUGCACGUACCCGAUCGAUCUCGUGCGGGCGCGGCGGACGGUCGAUUUUAGGGACGCGGUGCCCAAGAAUUUGGUGGCGUCGUGGGUCGACAUCUGGCGCGCCGAGGGCGCGCACGGCCUGUAUCGAGGCGUAUUACCUUCAUUAUGCGGCAUCGUCCCGUACAAGGCGGUAGACUUCGCGGUGUUUGAUGUGCUGAAGCGAGUGUGUAGGAGGAAUAAAAUCGGGGUCGACGAGAAGGGCGACUGCCGGCCCUUGACCAAAGUUGGUGUCGGAGGUAUUGCUGGUGUGUGUGGUAUGACGGUCGCGUUCCCCUUCGAUACGGUGCGCCGUAACUUGCAGGUCGCCACGCUUAAGGUAAGACACGAGGAGAAGCUCGAGACGACCAUGUCGGGCUCGAUGCGCGCGAUUACCUUGAAUUGGACGCGGCCCCUGAAUCUCUACCGAGGGCUGUGGCCGAACUAUCUGAAGGCGGCGCCGUCGGUCGGCAUUUCCUUCGCGACCUUCGAAUCUGUGCGCGACGUCCUGGACAGGCGUUUCGAAAAGUAAAUAGUUAUAUC
Molecule: messenger RNA, 1277 nt
Organism: Pelagomonas calceolata
Lineage: Eukaryota; Pelagophyceae; Pelagomonadales; Pelagomonadaceae
Source: the annotation of a GenBank genome assembly